Molecule: messenger RNA, 1496 nt
Organism: Cladophialophora immunda
Lineage: Eukaryota; Fungi; Ascomycota; Eurotiomycetes; Chaetothyriales; Herpotrichiellaceae
Exons: 1
Coding region: 339-932 (197 amino acids)
Cellular component (GO): mitochondrion; mitochondrial intermembrane space
Source: RefSeq, a predicted model, not a curated record
AGCAAUCUAUGUCCAUCGUAAUACCAGUAAACACUAAUCUCAUGCAAAUAUCUGAGUCUUGCAUCGCUCUCUACAUGAAUUAUAUGCCCCCGUCAAUGUCCACCUCAUCUCCAACCUAUUCCACCAUCUAAUAAGCAAUCAAGCUGGCGUGGUUUUGGACUUCACCUGUGUCGGAGACGAGCUCGCCCUCUCCUACAUCCACCUCACAACCCAACCACCGGAGUACUGCUGCUGGUCUUCCUCCAUCCCAUCGACCGCACACGCCCUCCUCCAUCCCUGAUCAAGCUCCGCCCGCUCGGACUGGAGCUCAGCUCCGACCCCAUCCCCGACCUCUAAUAAUGUCCAAACCCACAGCCCCUCCAACAAACCUCACGCCGCAGUUCUGCUUCAACACCCGCGUGCUGCGGGACUUUCUUCGUCUCUCACGAGCCAGCAUAGACGACAGCAUCUCCACAAACUUGAACGCCCUCAUCACGCCCUCGACGACGUCGCCCUUCGACCCCACCUCAACCUCGAUCCGGAACCCAUCAUUACCGUCCUCACUCACUCGAGCGCCCAUACCUCGAGAAACCAGUCGGACCUUCCUGCACUCAGUUCUCUUCCCCUCGUGGAACGUGAGAUCCGAUGUGAUAUCCUACUGCACCAGUGUGGCCACGAGUCCGGACCCGAACGACCCGGAUCUCAUUGAGCGCGAAGCGCUGAACAGGCGAGACGCCGAGCGCAUAGUGAACGAGCGCCUGGAUCCCUACUCCGGAAGAUUCUUCCCGCGAGAGUCGAGGGCGGAGAUGCUGGCAGGUGUGCUGCGGAACGAAAAUGCGGUGGAGAAGAUUGUGAGAACAAGGACCUGGGGCAUUGUCCAGGAAAGGUGUGAGGGUGUUGAGGAAGGGACGUGGGAGGAAGCAGUGAACGGGUGGAGGGAAGGAAAGAGAUGAAGGCCCAAAAAUGCCAAUCUGGGCACGCAAAUCUGGCAACAAACGACAUGUAUAACUGGGUCUUACAAAUGCAACCCCAGACGGCAUAUGGUAUACUGGGGCAGAAUCGGCGAGCCGAGGAAAACCAACUGGCGCGGUUCUGACAGGGACUACAUGUUGUCUCCAAGCAGCGGAAGAGUUCUCGAUCAUAGCGUGGUGGCCGCUCUAUCGAAGCAUACCUCAUAGUAUCGAUGAACCGAUAGGCGGCAGUCGGACGGAUGAUGGGAGGGUCCAGUCGGAUGACAAUCUCUGUACGAGGACACUUUGUCGAUACUUCUCGAGCCGGAGAUUACUUCGAGAGACUUGAGGACGACAUCAGACCGACCGUCCACCUUGCGUUCGCUAAGAGGAAAAGCGAGGGCAAAGUACGAGACGCGAACAAUAUGAACGAGAAAAGGAAACUCCACUCAAAGAUGAUAUAUCAUGGUCUGGAAAUGUCAUAUAGAUCAUUCCUCAUGUACAAAUAUCUAUAUCCCAAGGCUCAAGAUAGCUGGGGUAUCAAAAUCAAAUCUAUCUCUCGAUCAA